Messenger RNA from Lotus japonicus, 5655 nucleotides. RefSeq lists its product as uncharacterized. Gene Ontology annotation, biological process: DNA repair; telomere maintenance. The transcript is spliced from 13 exons. The record is from RefSeq and is a predicted model, not a curated record. Lineage: Eukaryota; Viridiplantae; Streptophyta; Magnoliopsida; Fabales; Fabaceae. Gene Ontology annotation, molecular function: DNA helicase activity. Bases 1 to 5655 code for a protein of 1884 amino acids.
AUGGUGCAUGUAGAACCAGACGAUGGAUAUGUUAACAGUGUUGGGAUUUUUCUGCAUCCUGGGGAAGAGGUAGCCAAGAUUGAUCUAAGGUAUGCUCUUUCAUGGGAUUAUUUGCUGGAGGAAAAGUGGUACCUUGAAGAUCCUCUACACAAUAUCUUUGUGGUUGAGUUCAACAAAGACUUAAACAAUCCUGCUCUCCAAAAAGGUUGGAAGUCACUGUCAGAGUUCUAUGGUCUAUCAGGAAAACACUGGUGUAUGUUGAAGAUGGUUGUUCCAUGUCAUUUUCACAUGAGCAUUUCUGCUGAAGCUGGGGGAGAGAUUCUGUACUAUCGUAUGGAAGUGCCUGAUUCACCACCGUUGUUUCUCCCAGAAGAUGUGGACCACUUUUUUGCUGACUUUUCACCAAGCAUUGAUGAAUAUUUGCCUGAGCUUCAUCUGGAUCAAGUUGUUCCAGAAGUGAACUCAUCACCGGUCUCUGUGCUGUGCAAUGAAGUCCUUGAUGACCAGGUAGUCCCGGAGGCUUUGCCUGCACCAAAUGGGCUGCCUGAAGGUGUUGUGCUUCAAUACCAUAUGGGUUUAAACAGUACUAUAACCCCCUAUAGAGCUUAUGGGAGUCAGUAUACCUUGCCACGUAGGGUUGCGCUUUAUGUUCAUCGGCACGGUCUUGAGCCCUGGGUGUUAAGAGGGCCGUCUGGGAUCUCUAGGAGUAGGAGGAAGCAAUUAAUGGCAAGGAAGAGGAGUUCUGAGGAAAUGUCUCAGAAUAAAGCUGGUAGUAGUAGUAUGGAAGUUACAAAGGUGAGGAAGAAUUAUUCAAGGUCCCCUCUGUCAGAUAUUACCAACAACUUGACAAAAGGAAACGGUUUAACUUUGAGCGCAAGUGAUUUGGGUAGUUCUGUGAAUGGCAUGUCAUUCAGAUCCACUGUAACUUCUACAAGCAGGUUACUUGGCAAUGGAUUUUCUCAAUAUAGGUUAUCUUCAACUCCGUUAUCCACAUCUCCAGGUGGCAUCUCCAAUGUUGUAAAUAAUAGUGUUGAUUUUAGUGAGAAAAAACGGCAGUGUGUGUUUGCAAGGGCUAGGAGAUUACAUUAUAUAAGAAGUAAAUGUAGGAGCCAUGAUGCUGGUAAGGAAAGAUUGGUAGCUUUGCGUAAGGACAAAACUCUUUGCAAACAAGGUAACAAUUCAAAGCGGUUGAAUAUAAAGCAACGAUAUGAAAGGAGCAAUGUGAAGAAAAAUUAUCUGCAUCAAAGAUCUGACUCAAGGCACUAUAUAGGAAAGUCAUCAAAUGGAACCGUUGUUGACACUACUUGCAUAAUGGGUGGCUCUGUGCGUGUUGGAUUAGGAAAUGACUCAGCACCUUCAGAGUCACAGUGCUUGGAUCAACUAUAUCAAGACUCUGAGUUAUUAGAUGAGAUAGACCUUGGGGAUGCGUCUUAUACAUGUCGUUAUUGUGAUGCUCACAUGUGGUACGAAGAAAGAAUUGCUAAAAGUAAGCGGAGUAUAAGACCUGAAUUUUCGCUGUGUUGCAUGAAAGGUAAGGUUGUGUUGCCAUUGUUAUCUAAACCUCCCUUGGUGUUAUACAAUUUGUUACAUGGAAUCGAUCCCCGAAGUAAACAUUUCAAAGAUAACAUUAGAGCAUAUAAUAGUAUGUUUGCUUUUACUUCAAUUGGUGGAAAAGUAGAAUCUGCUGUGAAUAAUGGUGGAGGUCCACCUCAAUUUGUCUUGAGUGGUCAAAAUUAUCAUAGAAUUGGGACUUUGCUACCUCAAGGUGGGCAAGCGCCAAAAUUUGCACAGCUCUAUAUAUACGAUACGCAAAAUGAAAAUCUGAACAGAAUGAAGCCUUUCAUUGAUGGGAAGAAAGGGGACAAGUUGGAUAUAUCUUUAGUGAAUGAUCUUAAGCAAAUGAUUGAUGAAAACAAUAUACUUGCGAAGACUUUUCGCAAGGUGCGAGAUUAUGUAAUGUCUAAUGAAUCAACACCAAUUGCCUUGAGACUAUUUCGAAAAAGAGGAAAGGAUCCUCGAACCUAUAAUCUUCCUACAUGUGAUGAGAUUGCAGCGCUUAUUAUUGGUGACUUUGAUAACAUUGAGGUUGGUAGAGAUAUUAUUGUGAAAAAAGAUGGAGUACUUUCUCGGAUACAUGAAACUCAUACAUCAUUUAUUCCAUUACAAUAUCCAUUGGUAUUUUCUUACGGGGAAGAUGGAUGGCAAGAAGAUAUUCCUUUAAGUGGUGUAUCCGCAUCUACUAGCACUAGGUUGAAACCUCGCGUGACAUUGAGAGAGUUCAUAACAUUUAGGAUUCAAGAAAGAGAUUUGGAGCAUGGUAAUGUUCUAUUAUGUAGAAGGCUUUUUCAACAAUUUUUGGUAGAUUGUUUUACCAUGAUUGAAUCUCAAAGACUUUCUUUUGUUCGAAAUAACCAAAAGUUGAUUCGAGCUGAUUUCCUAAAUGGUAUUGAAGAAGCUAUGGAUCGAGGAGAAACUGACGCGGGUUCUUUGGGAACACGUAUUGUAUUGCCGUCAUCAUUUGUUGGCGGAAGGCGUUAUAUGUUUGAUUGUUGUCAAGAUGCAAUGGCAAUUUGCAAGCGAUACGGCUAUCCUGAUCUCUUCAUCACUUUUACUUGCAAUUCUGUAUGGAAAGAAAUUGAUAGGUUUGUACGAGCAAAAAAUCUUAGACCUGAUGAAAGGCCCGAUAUAUGCUGUCGGGUUUUCAAGAUGAAAUUGGACCAUUUAGUUAGUACUUUGAAAAGUGGUAUUAUUUUUGGACCUUUAGAUGCAGGUAUGUACACAAUUGAAUUCCAGAAGAGAGGUUUACCGCAUGCUCAUAUCCUACUAUGGUUGUCAAAGGACAACAAGUUAGUAACAACUUCUGAUAUUGAUAAAUGCAUAUCUGCUGAAAUUCCUGAUCCUAUUUUAUAUCCCAAAUUGAACAAAGUUGUUUGCAAUUAUAUGUUGCAUGGUCCAUGUGGACGUGAAUUUUUAAAAUCUCCAUGCAUGUCUGAAGGUAAGUGCACCAAGUUUUUUCCAAAAAAAUUUCAAGAAAGCACUGUUAUUGAUGAAGAUGGUUAUCCUUUGUAUAAAAGGAGAGAUACUGGAAUUUAUGUUGAGAAGAAAGGUAUUCGCAUGGAUAAUAGUUUUGUUGUUCCUUAUAAUCCUCAAUUAUUAAUGCUAUACAAUGGUCAUAUCAAUGUUGAAUACUGCAACAAAUCUAAUGCAAUCAAGUAUCUUUUCAAGUAUGUGAGUAAAGGUCCUGAUCGAGUAAAUUUGGAGAUUACCAAUCAGAAAGAGGAUGGGUUGGAAAUUGAGGUAAAAGAUGAAAUUAAGCAAUAUUAUGACUGCAGAUACCUUACCCCAUGUGAGGCUGUUUGGAGAACAUUUAAAUAUUAUAUUCAUGUCAAGUGGCCUGCUGUGUUGAAGGUGACUUUCCAUCUUCAGAAUAAUCAGAGUGUUUGUUUUGAAGACAAUGAUAAUUUACAAUAUGUUGUUGAAAAGGCUGCUGAAAAGGACACUAUGUUUAUAGCUUGGAUGAGAGCAAAUGCCAUGUAUGAAGAGGGGAAGGGAUUAACAUAUUCCGAGUUUCCAUCAUAUUUUGUCUUUGAUGAAGAUUCUCAAUCAUGGCAUCCUAGGAAAAAUGGAUAUUCUAUUGGGAGACUCCAAUAUAUACCUCAUGGAGUUGGUGAAUUAUACUACUUGAGAAUUCUAUUAACUCGCCAAAAAGGUUGCACCAGUUGGGAAAGCAUUCGCACUAUUGAAGAUGUUGUGUAUGCCUCUUUUCAUGAUGCGUGUUAUGCAUUGGGGUUGUUAGCAGAUGACAGAGAAUUUAUUGAUGCAAUCAUUGAAUCUAAUGAUUUGGCAUCAGGCAUACAACUACGAAAAUUCUUUGUUAUGUUGCUUACAACAAACACAAUGAGUAAACCUGAAUUUGUGUGGGAAAAGUCUUGGCGGAUUUUGUGUGAUGGUAUUGUUUAUGAAAGAAGAAAAAAACUACGCCUACCUGAUCUUCAUAUAAAAGAUGAAGAUUUAAAAAAUCUCUGUUUAGUUGAAUUGGAGAAAUUAUUGCACUUAAAUGGGAGGUCUCUAAAAGAUUAUCCAUGCUUACCGUAUUCUCAACUUUUUGAUGAUUGUCAGUAUGUUAACAAAUUUAUAGCUGAUGAAUUGAAUUAUGAUAAAGUUGCAAUGGCAAAUUUAAGCAACUCAUUACUCAGCUCAUUGACCGAAGAACAACAUCAGAUAUACAAUGAAAUAAUGAAAGCAGUGUUGUCUCAAUCUGGGGGUCUUUUUUUUCUGUAUGGAUUUGGAGGCACAGGAAAAACAUAUUUGUGGAACACUUUAUCUGCUGCAGUUAGGGCGGAAGGGUUGAUUGUAUUGAAUGUUGCUUCGAGCGGUAUUGCAUCUUUACUUCUCCCUGGGGGGAGGACUGCUCAUUCGAGAUUCAGUAUUCCUAUAUCUAUAAAAGAAUGCUCAACAUGCAAUGUAGCACAGGGUUCGCUAAAAGCAGAGUUGCUCCAGAAAACAAGCUUGAUAAUAUGGGAUGAAGCACCAAUGCUUAAUAGGUUUUGUUUUGAAGCAUUGGAUAGGACUAUGACUGAUUUGAUGAAGUCGUAUUCAGCCGUUGAUAAUGAUAAGCCAUUUGGUGGUAAAGUUGUUGUUUUAGGAGGAGAUUUCAGACAAAUUCUUCCGGUUAUUCAGAAAGGAAGUCGUUGUGAUAUAGUUAAUGCCACUAUCAAUUCUUCUUAUUUAUGGAAGCAAUGUCAAGUUCUUAGACUUACAAAAAACCUUCGGCUUAUGAGUUCUAAAUCUCCUGAUGAACAUGUUGAUAUUCAAACUUUUGCUGAUUGGUUGUUGAACAUUGGGGAUGGGAAAGUGAAUACAACUAAUGACGGGGUUUCUACCAUUGAGAUUCCAAAUGAUCUUCUUAUUUCCUCUUGCGACAAUCCUUUACAGAGUUUGAUUGAUUUUGCGUAUCCUUAUAUGUUGCAAAGUCUUGAGGAAAAAAAUUAUAAGUUCUUUGAAGAAAGAGCUAUUCUAGCGCCCACUUUAGAGAGCGUAGAAGUUGUUAACAAUGAGAUGCUAUCCAAAAUCCCAGGGGGUAUAAAAGAAUAUUUUAGUUGUGAUAGUACUUGCAAGUCUGAUGAUAACUCUGAAGUUGAAGCUGAAUGGUUUACCAGUGAGUUUCUGAAUAACAUUAAAUGUUCAGGAAUACCAAAUCACAAGUUGAUUUUGAAAGUUGGGGUUCCUAUUAUGUUGUUGCGUAACAUUGAUCAGGCUGGAGGUCUCUGUAAUGGUACACGAAUGAUUGUCAAAGAGUUGGGAAAAAAUGUGAUUGUUGCCAAUGUUGUCUCUGGGAAGCAACUAGGGGAGAAAGUACUUAUUUCAAGAAUGGAUUUAAUACCAACCGACUCUGGUUUGCCUUUCAAGUUUGUAAGGAGACAAUUUCCCAUAUCUCUAUGUUUUGCAAUGACAAUUAAUAAGAGUCAAGGUCAAACACUGUCACAUGUUGGAUUGUUUUUGCCAAAACCAGUAUUUACGCAUGGUCAGUUAUACGUUGCUUUAUCAAGGGUGAAGUCUAGGAAAGGUCUUAAAGUUUUGAUACUAGAUGAAGAUGGCUCAAUUUCAAAGGUUACAAAAAAUGUGGUUUACAAAGAAGUAUUUGAUAACGUAUAA